AUGUCUCUUCCGGAAAAGCAGUGGGCUCAGGUCGCAGAGCAGAAAGGCGGCCCCCUCAUCUACAAAGAGAUUCCUGUCCCUAAACCCGGCCCUGAUGAGAUUUUGGUCAAGAUCCGAUACUCGGGCGUCUGCCAUACUGACCUUCAUGCCUUGAACGGUGAUUGGCCUCUGCCAGUGAAGCAACCUCUGGUUGGUGGUCAUGAAGGUGCGGGAGUUGUCGCCGCCAGAGGCGAGCUGGUCAAGGACUUCGAGAUCGGCGACCAUGCCGGCAUUAAAUGGUUGAACGGAUCUUGCAUGGCCUGCGAGUUCUGCAAGCAGUCCGAUGAACCCCUCUGCCCUAAUGCCUCUCUGUCCGGCUACACUGUCGAUGGAACUUUCCAGCAGUACGCCGUGGCCAAGGCUACCCAUGCCUCCCAUUUGCCGAAGAAUGUCCCUCUCGAUGCCGUCGCUCCCAUUCUGUGUGCUGGUCUCACCGUCUACAAGGGAUUGAAGGAAUCGGGGGCCCGUCCCGGUCAGACCGUAGCCAUCGUCGGCGCGGGUGGUGGAUUGGGUUCGCUGGCGCAACAGUACGCAAAGGCCAUGGGACUCCGCAUAAUUGCCAUUGACUCCGGCGACGAGAAGAAAGCUAUGUGCGAAGAAUUGGGCUCUGAGGUACGUUCUUUGAACCUUCUUUCAUCAAGUCCCUUCUAA
Messenger RNA from Aspergillus melleus, 690 nucleotides. RefSeq names its product alcohol dehydrogenase. The record is from RefSeq and is a predicted model, not a curated record. The coding region runs from base 1 to 690 and encodes 229 amino acids. The transcript has a single exon. Lineage: Eukaryota; Fungi; Ascomycota; Eurotiomycetes; Eurotiales; Aspergillaceae. Gene Ontology annotation, molecular function: oxidoreductase activity; zinc ion binding.